AUGCAACAAGUGAAACGACUGGGGUCAAUUUGGCCAGAUUCCACUCCGGUUGUCGUUGAAGCAGCCAGUAACUGGUCUGGAAGAGCUUGGUGGGUGAGCCGAGACUUCCAAGCCGUGAUUGGCACAGUCAUGGCAAGUCGCAUUGAUUCCCCAUCCAAUUUUGUCAACCCCAUUGCAAUAAUGUGUGUGAAGAGUCAUGGAUGA
This is a messenger RNA of Rodentolepis nana, 204 nucleotides long. The record is from the annotation of a GenBank genome assembly. NCBI's taxonomy places the organism in Eukaryota, Metazoa, Platyhelminthes, Cestoda, Cyclophyllidea, Hymenolepididae.